UCUCAACUUUAUGCAAAUGAAUUAUGACGCGGUGAAGCGACAUUCUAACCCGAUUGGCUCCUAGCUUUUCUUUGGACCAAUCACAAACAAGGCGGUUCGACGUCCUCAAGCUCCUGCUCUCUGAAUUUCUAGUUUCUUUCCCGGUUCAUUCUGUUGAACGGGGUGGACCCACAUCAGUCUGUGGGAACGGCUGCGUUUCCAGCGCAGUUAAAUCACAGAAAUGCCCAAGAGUCCAGCAAGUUUGGGAGUUAUAGCUGUAGAAUAAAGUGGCCGAGCGAUUCCUUUUUUGUGCCUUUUUUCUUGUCGGAGGCUGGACCAUGAUACACGCGACAAACGCUGGGCGACACAAGCGACUCGUCGCGUUGAGCUGCGCCACCGAUGGGCGGAACCUGCUGUUUACCUGGAGUCCCUUUAGCUUCAGUGGCGUUCGCACUAAAAUUGAUAACUUGUCAGCAACAAACAGCAAAACAAGUGUAAAAUAGCAAGCUUAGAAGCUAACAGGCCCGAUACUAUUCAGCUAACUAGCAACUAUAAACAGUAAAACACUGAUAUGAAGCUGAGUAAUUACGCUACAUUAAUAAUUAGAAACUUGCCAUUUUUGGGUUUUAGUAUAAAUCAAGUUUAAUUUAGGACUGUCAGUGGUUUAGCUGGACUAUCUGCUGCACUAUCCUGCCCGACUGUAUAUGCCUAUACAACAUGCAUAUACUACACUCAGUCCUCGGGCUGGCUUAGAGGAUGGUCAUGUGAUGUAAUGUUUUUACGUCUUAGGCGGGGCUUAGAGGGAAGCUGGAAGAAGGAGGCUAACAGCAGCGGGCUACACAGCAGCCUCACGUGUAGCCUCAGCAGCCUCACUCUGAUUGUAAAAAUAAAGUAACAAGUUACGAAAAAACACACAAGCUAAUGUCUACAAGAAGUCUCUCCGUGCACACCACCAGAGUGAAGUGAGUGAAAGGCCGAUGCGCGGGUACCUGCGCGGCGGAGUCACCUUUCGCUAAACCUGACAGAAAACACGCAGAGGCUGCUGAGGGGCUCGAGCUCCGUAGGAUCUCUCGAAGAUGCCAUUCGUUAAAUGCCUGCUGAUGAACCUUGGGGCUCUGUUUCUAAGCCUGUCCUUAAUGCCCAUGUUCACCUCUGCCCUGGUCAAAACGGUGAAAAAGCUGAACGAAUCCGCUGUUCUGAGCUGUAACGUAGAGUGUACAGGUGUGAUGCAGUGGAGUAGGGAAGGGAAGCCCGUUGCUGAAUGCGGCCCUGGAGCUAAAAAAUUGAGUUUCGUCUGUGAAAUUAAUCAGGAAAAAACUCUGUUCACUGUUCCUCUGGUGAACUUCUUAACCAGAGGCUACUACUCUGCUUUCUGCAGUGGCGAAGAAAUGUCUCAGUGCAGACAAUUCUUACAACUUCUCCCCCCUGAGGAUGUCUUUGUCCGGAAUGCUGGAGAUCAUCUGGGACUGGAUCUUCGCAUUCCUGAUCCAGUUACCGUAGAGUUCACAGGGAAUGGAAACUCCUCCACACUUGAGGUUUGCCUCGUGGAUGGACGUCGCUGUCAGUGUCACGCAGAGUAUGAGCAGAGGAUCCACGUUGUCGGAAACAUCUUAUUUCUGAUGGAUCUCAAACCUUCAGACAGCGGAAACUACAGCAUACAAAACGCUGCUGACCGUACACUGGUGAGCAGUUCAGACGUCACUGUCACAGAGAGGAGCUCCAGAGUCAGAAUUCCCACCUCACCAGAGAGAGAGAAGCACGACCCCAAACAUUUCUUCAUCAGCACAGUAAACGACCUUCAGGAGAGCUGGAUAUGGAAGGAAGGAUAUCAGAAGGGAAUAGUGAGUGGAGCGCUGGCAGCUGGAAUUCCACAGCUAGUUUUCAUAGUUGUGUUUUUCUUUAUUGGUGCCUUUGUUGGGCCAAAGCUGUGGCCUCUGCUGAACAGCUGUGCGCAGAAUCUCAGAUUUACAGAGUGCUCCCAUCAGGAUCCACGUAUGGAUAAUGAAAGGGGUAUUCUCCUGACUUCUCCUAAUGGUCCCACCCAGAACUAGGAAAAUGAUCUUAACGUCAGAAGCUGAAUUUUAAUGUUUUUAGCCUUUUGAAAAAACCUAAUUGAAAAAAUUAUGUAGAAGCCAAAUAUGAUGUUUUUUCCUUCAACAUACAAAAUGUAGAAACCCAAACUGUAGACCUGGGUUUCCAGUAGGCUGACUAUGAUGAUCUACUUAUCCAACAAAAAAAAAAGCUCAGUUUUAACAAUCUUACUAAAAAGGCUCAGCUUUUUUAUUAAGUAUACCGUUAAAACUGAGUUCCAUUCCAUUAAUAUCACACUGCCAAAUUUCUGCUCUGUCUCACUUAUACAGGCCAGAACAGCCCGUUCAUUCCUGUGCAUUUAACAUGAACACAGGACAUUUGUGUAUUAAUAUGUGAUGAUGUCAGGGCCCUGAGCACAUCACCAUCCACCAAGAACCCCUUAUGUACAUUUUAUUAAAAGACAUUAAAGAGACAUUAACACAGGACUUACCUGGCUCCUGUAGAAAUGGUGGGCAUCUUCCUCCCAACCCUCUGGUACCCUCCUGACCUCUCAUCCCCACACUACCACAUAACAUUUAUAUUCUCUGAAGAAUGCCCCCCAAAAAUCACACAUUCUGCCAGAGUAUGUAAACUUAUGAGCACAACUGAACAAGCUAACAGAGAAAUUAUUCCCAGAGUAAGCUUUAACUAUCCAUAAUCACUUUAAUUAACUAUUCCUGACCCGUAGCUUCUUACAUGUAGACAUGUCACACCUGCAUUAUGAUGUUUUUAUUUAUUUAUUUAUUUUUAAAUAAUAAAUAAAUAUUUAUUUAGCUCAUUUGUUUUGAUGAAGUUUGCUCAGAUGAAGUUUCCUAACGUCCUAUUUCUGCCAUUUCCAUUUUCUUUUUAAAUUUAUGGUCUGUAUUUCUGAGAGCUGUUUGCAUAUUUGGUGCUUAAACUGAUUGUGUCAUUUUAUAAUUCUGUAUUAUGGUGCCAAAUCAAGCCAUCUUCAGUCUGCCUUCACAUCUUAUCUGCAAAAAAUGUAUAUACAUUAAAAGUUUAUUUUGUUUUUUAAAUAAAAAAACCUUGCAUCUCUUUUUUUUUUACUUUUCUCCUUAGUGUGAAUCUGGCCGUUAUUUAUCCUGUUUUAGGAUGAUACGAUCAAUAAAAAUGGUCUCUGCAUGAUUUUGGAUAAAAUUAUUUUACACUUUCUUUUUAUCGAAAUAUAGGAGUUGCUGUAGUAACUUCAGGUUCUGUUUUGGGGAUGCAUUGUUUUUAAGUUAGAGCUCUGAUUUAUGCAAUCAUACUUUUUCAGUUUCAGUUACAUUUGUCUGUUUUGUUUUCCUGUGAAACUGAAAUGCACUGAAAUUCUAUUACAGAUCUUUCUCUGUGAAUGAAAUAAAUACAUGUUUUAAAUAUUCAAUCCCUUAACACUCUCAUUUGGAGAUAAACUGAUUCAUGUGAUCAAUUAAUGCUAUUUUUAAUAAUCAGUGAUUUAAAAAGGACAGGUGACUCUACAGCAGCCCCCAGCUAUCAGUGACCUGCAGGUGGCGCUGUGAGUCCGUCUGUAGUGGAGCGCAGUUAGAGCGCCGCCGUGUGUCCAUUUCUCCAGUAUUAAAGCAGGCUUUGGCGGAAGCUGUAAAGUGGAGUGUUUUGGCUGGUUUGUAAUUCAAAUUUCUGUCUUCAAAAACUCUGUAUAUUCAUCUGGCAACUUUAAAUAAACUUUUUAAAUACGACUUUCCUUUAAUAUAAUGUGGAAGCUGUAACUUA
Molecule: messenger RNA, 3759 nt
Organism: Astyanax mexicanus (Mexican tetra)
Lineage: Eukaryota; Metazoa; Chordata; Actinopteri; Characiformes; Acestrorhamphidae
Exons: 6
Coding region: 1056-2030 (324 amino acids)
Source: RefSeq, a predicted model, not a curated record